CUAUGGCCCCAGCAACCCUCCGCUUUCCCGCCUUUUUCUAUGGCGAGGCAAGAUAUGGCAACUUAUUAAUCAGUGCGGCGCCGAAAGUUAUAUGCCCGUGAUCCGAGGAGAGAGCGCAGCGCACACACGCAGCCACGCCGGAAAGCGCAGCCCAUCCGCAGCCAAACCGCAGGAAGGCGAUCUCCGUUCGCCCAUUCGUUCCGUUUGCCAGAUUGCCAGCUGGCCAGCUUCGCGCCGUGAAAAGUCCGUGCCGUGCCGUACCGUACCGUACCGUGCCACCCCCGAUCCUCGUCUCGUAUUCCCCCGUAUCCGCGUUCAAGUGAAACAGCAGCAGGAGCAGCACAGAGGCACUAUGAGCGGCAGCGAGGCCGCCAGCGAGCCGCAGGAGCUGGGCGCUGAGGUGGUCAGCGGCUCUGCGGCGCCGCAAGAUGACAGCCAGGAGGUGGCCAAGGCCAAGUACACGAACCUGUGCCGCGAGCUCAACAUGGACCGUCAAACGGAGAUCGAUGGCUUCGAGAUGUACUUGAAGGUGUCGCAGCGGUGUUCCCUGGAGGGCGAGUCCAUGCACUGGCUGUGCUGUGCUCUGUACGCCGCCUGCCGCAGAUCCAGCACGCCCACAGUCAUUGGCCAGGAUGCGGUGGUGCGGGGCAAUUGUGUCUCCCUGAACAACCUGCUGCGCUGCUGCCAAAUGAGCAUCUACGACUUCAAAACCAAGAUCAAGCUGUGGUGCGACAUGGCCAACCUGCCGCAGGAGUUUGUCAACGAGAUCGAGGUCCUGGACCGCAAGUUCAGCAUUACCUUUACGCUGUACAAGCGCUUCCGCACCAUCUUUGACCUGAUCUUUGUGUGUCCGCCCAACGAGAAGAAGCACUCCAAGUACACCUCGCUGCACUCGAGCCAUGCCAAUGGCAAGUGCUCCUUCCUCAAGCUGGACGACUUCUGCUGGCGCCUGUUCCUCUGCGCCAAGAACCAGAAGCCCAGCAACACCGUUGACCUGGUCAGCUCCUUCAACCUGAUGAUCUGCUGCAUCGAUCUGAUAUACAACAAUGUGCUGGCCGAGAAGCGCACCGAUCUCAUCAAUCCCAAGUUCGAGGGCCUGCCGCCCGGCUGGACAGAGCUGGACUUUCGCCACAAGCAGUGCUGCAUCUUGGGCCACUUUUGCGACAUGACCGACGAGGCCAAGGCCAUGAAGGCCACCACCUUCCGUGAAAUCAUGUCGAGCUUCUUUCAGACUUCGACCAUCUAUGGCAGCAAGGACUCCAUGCUGGGCCUGCUGGCCAACGAGAACUUCGAGCGCAACCUCAAGUCGCUCAACAUCAGCUACGAGCAGUAUGUGCUGAGCGUGGGCGAGUUCGACGAGCGCAUCCUGAGCGCCUACGAUGCCGGCGAACACACGGGCCUCAAUGACCAGGCUUUGCGUCCGCCGGUGACGCCGCUUACCCGCAUGCAGGACCUGCCCGCCCAGCCGGCCAUGGCCGGUGAUAAAUUCGAGCCCGUCCGCAAUGCCACCAACAAUGUGAAGCAGCUGAUUGCCUUUGGGCGGAUCACGGAGCCCACGGAGUUUGUCAAGCAAGCCGGCGAAGAGGUGAUUGCCAAGCUGCUGACCAUCAUCGAGGACCUUAAGCAAAAGUUUCUCGCCAAAUACCCCUCGACGGAGGCCAAGAGCCGCUUUCGGCUGGCCAAAUCCUUCUACUUCUACCUGCUGGACAAGAUCCUGCAGGCGGAGAUCCGGAACAAGCCCGACAUCGAUCUCAAGCGGAUGCUGGUGCAGAAGAUCUCGCUGGACAUCUUCAACAUCACGCUGCUGGCCUGCUGCGUGGAGCUAGUGCUGGAGGCCUACAAAACGGACUUCAAGUUCCCCUGGGUGCUCGAGUGCCUUGGCAUCAGUUCGUUCGAGUUCCAGAAGAUCAUUGAGAUUGUGGUGCGGCACGGCUCCCACGAGGGCUGCCUGAAUCGUUCGCUGAUCAAGCACCUCAAUGCCAUCGAGGAGACGUGCCUGGAGCGUUUGGCCUGGUCGCAUAGCUCGCUGGUGUGGUUUUUGAUUGCCUCGGCACCGCCGCCGCUGGCCACCUCGCUGGUGGUGAAUCGGGAUCGCACUGCCGGCCCGCUGCAGAUCUUCCUGCGCAAGGUCUAUCUGCUGGGCUGGCUGCGCAUCCAGAAGCUAUGCCUGGAGCUGGGCCUGUGCGAGAAGGCGUCCGAGUGCAUCUGGCACAUCUUUGAGCACUCGAUCACCCACGACACGGACCUGAUGAAGGACCGUCACCUGGACCAAAUCAUCAUGUGUGCAAUAUAUAUCUACAUUAAGGUCAAGAAAAUGGAGGAGCCCAAGUUUAGUGACAUCAUGCGGGCGUAUCGCAACCAGCCGCAGGCGGUCAACAGCGUCUACCGCGAGGUCUUCAUCGUCACCUACGACAACGGCGAGCCCAAGGUGCGCGACAUCAUCCACUUUUACAACAACGUGUAUGUGCCCAUCAUGCGGCAGUUUGCCAUCGAUUACCUGAAUGUGGCCCCGGAUGUGAGUGGCCGCACCACGGACCUGCUUUUGUCGCCGCAUCCCAAGGAGCGGGCUGCCCAGCCCAAGAAGGUCACACAGAGCCACUCGCUGUUUGUCACCCAGAUGCCCAAGAACGACAUUCAGCUGCAGCAGUCGCCCAACCAGAUGGUCUACAGGUUCUACCACAGUCCCGCCAAGGACCUGCAACUGAUGAACGAGAAGGUGCGCGGCGGCAAGCGGAUGCUCAGCUUUGGCGACGAUGGCGUGACGGAAUCCAAGCGCUCGCUGGGAUCAGGCGGGGGCGGGGAGCACGAUACAUAGACAGGGGGCAGCUUAGACUUAGUUUAUUGAAAAAGCAAGAAAACCAGAAAACCCUGAAAACAAAAAACAACAAAAAAACUUAAACUAAACAAAAAAAAAAAAAAACAGCCUGUGCCAGCGGAGACACCCUUUUGGCCCACGCUCUCGACUCUUUUAUGAUUGUUUUUAUAUUAUUUUUUUUUAGCUCGACAUGUUAGCUUAGGCCCCACCAGCAAGGCAACCCACAAACCCAGCAGUUGCUGGGGGAGGAGCACCCCCAUUCGAGAUGCUUGCUGGGAAUUUUAGUAAAUAAAAACCACACACACACACAAACACACACACACAUCCCUAACAAGUCAAAGUAAACCCACACAUUUAUAUAUACACGCAUAUAUACAAAAUAUACUUUUUAAAAAUUAAA
Drosophila kikkawai is the source of this 3215-nucleotide messenger RNA. It is a transcript of the gene Rbf, whose product is annotated as Retinoblastoma-family protein. Gene Ontology annotation, biological process: cell differentiation; negative regulation of G1/S transition of mitotic cell cycle; regulation of transcription by RNA polymerase II. The record is from RefSeq and is a predicted model, not a curated record. Gene Ontology annotation, cellular component: transcription regulator complex; chromatin; nucleus. Lineage: Eukaryota; Metazoa; Arthropoda; Insecta; Diptera; Drosophilidae. Gene Ontology annotation, molecular function: RNA polymerase II transcription regulatory region sequence-specific DNA binding.